CGGACCGUGUCUGUAAUCGUGGCUCGGUAUAAAUGUAUAGUGUCAAAUUAACCAUGUUGAAACGCAUAUUUGACAUCGUAGAAAUCAAUUGAAAAUAAUAAAAAAUGGUGUCAUUAAUAAAAAAGCAACUAUUGAAACAUUUAUCAAGAUUUACCAAGAACUUAUCUGCUGAUAAAAUAAAUUUAAGUGCAUUUAAAGGUGAAGGUGAACUGACAAACUUAGAACUUGAUGAAAUAGUUUUAACUGAUUUGUUAGAAUUGCCGUCAUGGCUUAGAUUAACAAAUGCUUGGUGCAAUAAAGUUUCAUUUCGUAUACAAUGGACCAAAUUAAGAAGUGUUCCUAUUUUUUUGAGUUUAGAUGAAGUUCAUAUAGAAGUAGAAACAUGUGAAGAUUUGAGAGAUUUAUCUUCUCCGCAAGGGCUUUCUUCAUAUACUGGUCCUGCAAAAUAUUCUUUUAUACAUAAAGUAAUCGAUGGUAUAACAGUGACUGUUAAUACUGUAUCAGUUACUUUCAAAAGUCCUGCAUUCAUUGCUUCAGUUCAGAUGAAUCGCAUUAUUGUGGAAUCAAAAUCUGCAACAUGGCUACGAUGUGAUUUAAGAACUACUAGAGUAAAAGAUCCUGAUCGUGGUCAGUUACUUAUUUUUAAAGAAUUAGAAUGGCAGACAGUUAGAAUAGAGGCACAAAGUACUAAAGAUAAGAACCUUACGCCAUUACGUUUACUUACGAAUCAAGCAAGGUGUCGGAUUACUAUUAAAAAAAGAAUAUCAGAUUGUUUUGUUAUGGGAUCAAGACUGAUUCUUAUAUUAGAUGAUCUCUUAUGGGUUUUAACAGAUUCACAGUUGAAAGCAGCACUUCAUUUUAUUGACUCUUUAGGUGGUUUGAUAGAAAAAGCUACAGUAUUAGAGCGUAAAACUAAAGCAGCUAGAAAAUUAGAGGUAUUGCCAGAGUAUCAAGCACAAAUAUCUCAACAAUCAAGGACAAAAAAUCAAUAUAAUACUGCUAUCUCUAAAAUUUUUACCAGAUAUGAUGUUGUAGAAACUUCAUAUCAUUUUCUUUGUCAAAGAAUUGAUUUACAUUUAUGUGAUGAUGCUGGUAAUGGUAGAUCCUCCCAUCCCGACUUAAAGGAUGGUGGAGCACUGCAAAUUUCAUUAGUUAGAUUUCAAGUUGAUUAUUAUCCAUAUCACUUAGCAAUGGCUGAUAGAAAACAUUGGGCUAAAUAUAAAGAAAAUGCUACACCUCACAGCCAAUGGUUACAGCAAUCCUUAAGUUCUUUUCGAAGUCAGUUUAUGGAUCUCAUAGAUUCUGGCAGAACACAGCAUUCUCCUUUAACUAGGAGUCAAGGAAACAUUACAGUUAAUAACACAAAAGGUUUAGGAGACAAUUCGGAAAAGGGUAAUCAAUCUCAAAAUAUAAACAUAGCUGUUGAUGACAAAAAAAAGUCGCAACAUCCUAGUGGUAAUCCAGUAAAAAAUUACAUUUUGGAACAGCUGGCUAAAUUAAUGACGACAUGCAUUAUAAUAAGGAUAGAUGAUUUUACCUUAUACAAAGUAACCACAACAUCUCGUAAUCCUGUACCAAAAGAAUUUGUUAUGGCUCAAACAAGGAAGAAACAUGCAACAGGUGACAGAGACAAAUUUUGUCUUCCAGAAGAUGUUACAAUUGUUCAUGCUGAAUUUACAUAUUAUUAUUAUCCUGGAGAUAUUACAUUUCCAUUGCCACCACCAAAAUUUUAUGUACAACUGAAUCCUAUCCAAGUAAACUUUGAUGUCUGUUCCUGCUUAUGGUUUAAUUCAUUUGCAUUAAAUUUAUAUCAUUCUCUAAUGAAUAAGGAUAAACAAUCAACAUAUACUUCCACUAAUUUAAUGUAUUUUGAUGUUAAAAUCGAAGCUAUACUUCCAAGGGUAGUUUUUGAAAGCCAACAAGAUUAUCCUAAUCAGAAGGAUAGGCCAAAGUCUUUGCACAUACAGACGUCGAGAGCGUCAAUAACAAAUGUUCGAUCCGCAGAAAGAUCUUCAAGAGCAGAUUUAGCACAGUGUGUAAACGCUUUUCAAAUGGGACAGAUGUUUUUUGCUACAGACUUUCCAAAUAGAUCGAAUGAUUUUCAUAUUCUUACAGAUAAAUUUUUGGCACAUUGCGCAGGCACUGAUAAUAUUCGAUAUCCACCACCUAAUUUUAGCAGUAAUUCUGUAAACGAAUUAGUUCGUCAAUUACACCGGGAGCUUUUAUGGACUGAAGCUAAAGACAUAUGGUGUUGUAAUUUGGAACCCGUUUGGGGAGAUUUUCUUGGUGCUCGUGCGGUCGGACAAAACCGACCUGUGCCGUUCCUUGAUGCAUUUCCUUUAACUCUAUGGUGUUACAUGUCUAUGAAAUCGUCAGAGAAAGAUUCAUCAGAAAAUAAAUCUACUGCUGACAUUCAUGGUCUUGCAUACAUAAGCAAUUUAGUUAGCGUGCAGAUAAAUCACUAUCAAUAUUUGUUCUUGUUAAGAUUAUCGGAAGUUUUAUCGGAAAUGGCAACGUAUCUAAAUAUUGAUUCUAAUAAAAUAUUAAAGGUUGAUUGUGGUAGUUCACUUGUUAUUGGUGCAUUGAUACCACAAGUAGAAGUAACAUUUGUCAUGCCGUCGCAUACCCCUGGUAAAGAAAAUUCUGGUGGUGAUUUGGAAUCCGUUAUGCCAGAUUCAUCUAGCAUAGCAGAUGACAUUCCAGGUUCGUCUAUUCCAUGGCAAAGUACAGAACGAGUUGAGAGCAGUAGUAAAAAGAUUAAUAUAAAUAAUGAAACAAUAACGCCACAAAGUGACGUAUCAUCAAUGUUGUCAAUGGAUUUUAUACAUUCUAGUAUACCUCAAACUGUUGUGACUUUUAAACAGAAUGGUACCAAUAAACACGAAAAUAAUAUGCAGAUAAGAAAUGUAGCACACGAUAAAAGGUGCAUUGCUGUAGAGGAAGAGAAAUCAUUGCCUACUUUAAGAUAUACUGCUGAUGCUACAAAUAAGCAUAGCAAAGGAGAUUCGUCUUCAAAUACACCAUUCAUUCCUAAUAAUUUCAACGUUGGUCUCUCUUCUAUGAAAAAAGGAUUAAGUAAUUUGAUGACAUCAAUUGAUUCAGCUUUGAAGGCUUCUCCAGAAGAUGGUAGCAGUGAUACUGUGUCUAUAAGAAGUGAUGUUAGUUCUGACAGUGAGAACUACGUUUUAAUUAAUCUUCAAGAUCAAGAAAAAUUAGAUACAAUGUUUUCUGUUGAUAAUUCAAUUAGAAUAACAGCAGUAGAAGAAGCUAGUGAAGUAGUUGAAGAAACUCCUGAUACUCAGAGUGAAAAAUCUAUGGAUAGUAUGUGUAAACGAAAGGAUAUUGUAUCUAUGGCAACAUUUAAAUUAUCUAAAGUUGAAUUUAUUCAACAAUCUCUUGGAUAUGCAUCAUCAAUUAAAGUUCAAAUUUCAAAUAUUGGUAAUGAUGAAUGUUCAUCUAUCCCAUGGGAUGAAUUUCAGGUCAAGAGAAAGACAAAAUUCAGUGCACGAUCACGAGGUUGGGUCGAAUUACCUUCAGAUUCUAACUGUAGAUCAUGUAUUAAACUACGUUUGGAUCAUGAUUUAAAAUGCAAGUCAGAUUCUUCGAAAUUGUCUCAAGCAAGUCGAGCUAUAAGGAAUAAAAAUAUGCACUUAAAUCAGAAUCAUGAUAAUACAGCUGAGGAAGAGGUAGAUACUACUAUAGAUGUACAUAACAAACAAAGUGUUUUGGAUUUGUUUGAAGAUAAAUUAGAAGUUAAAGUUACUAAUGUAUCAAUGGCCUUGGCUAUGAGUUCAAUAAGUGGUCUUACAGACUUAACUGAAGAUGAAAUUAUACCUAGGCCAAUACCAUUGCAGAUAUAUCUGGAGAGUAUAUCAUUGCGUUUAAAUGAAGAUCGUCCACCGAAUAAUAUAACUUCGCCAGGACCAAUUCCUAUAGAUUUGAAUAUUGCAAAGCUUAAGAUAGUACGAGAUGCAAAUGGAGUUUUUCAUAUCGAACCAGUUGUAAACCUGUUGAGCAGGAGUAAUUCCCUUGUAACACUCACAAGCAGUGAUACUCAAAUAGUCGAAAAUAUAAAUCAUGAAAUGGAACUAAAUAUUUUAAGACAGUCCAGUAAACAGUUGAAAUUAGAUAAUGAACAGCUUCGGCGUCGUCUCAAUGCUUUGGAGAAAAUAUCAGAAGAAAAUGCGAAAUUAAUACGUAUAAAAGAAGAAUCUACUGUAAUCAAAUCUCAUUUAAGUGCAGCACAAGAAGACAUACAGCUGCUUCUGAAAGAGAAAAGAGCCUUGCAAGAAACAAUAACAGAACUUCAAAAUCGAAUAAUUGGAAGUGGUCCAGGCAGCGCUACUCGUGCAUCUUGGUCAUCAAAGAGAUAGCAUACCAGUUGUUUUGAUUGUUCCAAAUGUUGUAGUUCGAAUAAGUCAUAAUAAUAAUUUUAUUAAUUGUUACUUUUCAUAUUCUUAGAAGUGAAAUUUUACACAGUUGAGUUAAUAUGUGUUUUCAUAGCAUCUAUAUUUAACUUAAAGAGAGAAAGGUAUGUCAUACUAGAACGUUUGGAUCCUUACUAUACGAAUUUAAUAUCUUACAUUGACUUUUAUGCUAGUAAUUGCCUUUAGCUAUUCAAUAGUCAUUAUUCAAGCUAUUGAAUAGUUAUUCAAAUCUAUUCAAGCUAUUCAAUAGUCGUUAAGAUAACAUUCAGUUAUGUAAGAUGCACUUACAUGAAAUAUACUGAUUUUUACUAUGAGCAAGUACAAGGCGAUAAAUAAUGGCAAUAGUAGUCAGUGUUUAACAUUUUCAUUAAUAAAACAAAUAAAGAAAAGAUUGGUGGAAUGAAUAUUCUGGAUACAUACAUCUGUAUUUAUUAUAUGCGAUAAUACACGUGCUAAAACGUGAUGUA
Messenger RNA from Bombus terrestris (buff-tailed bumblebee), 4894 nucleotides. RefSeq names its product UHRF1-binding protein 1. NCBI's taxonomy places the organism in Eukaryota, Metazoa, Arthropoda, Insecta, Hymenoptera, Apidae. The coding region runs from base 105 to 4373 and encodes 1422 amino acids. The transcript has 18 exons. The record is from RefSeq and is a predicted model, not a curated record.